Messenger RNA from Colletotrichum karsti, 357 nucleotides. RefSeq lists its product as uncharacterized. The record is from RefSeq and is a predicted model, not a curated record. The transcript has a single exon. NCBI's taxonomy places the organism in Eukaryota, Fungi, Ascomycota, Sordariomycetes, Glomerellales, Glomerellaceae. Bases 1 to 357 code for a protein of 118 amino acids.
AUGGUCAUCAUUACAGCCACCGGAAAGGCCAGGCGCGCACUGGACAACGUCGACGUUUCCAUCGUCAAGCAAGAGCCAGAUGCCGCAAAGCCCCUAGUUUUCGACUCCAAGUACAUCGUCGACGAGCCCGCCAAGUCCAAGGAAGAGCUGAAGGCCAUUGUUGAGCACGAGGUCGCCGAGGCCAGGAGAGACUGGAGGGCCAGGCUCGAGCAGCCGCUGGAGGGUCAGACGGAGGAGUUCAAGGCUGUUUUUAGGGAGGGGAUCGCUUACCUUGUGCCGGACGUCGACUUUCGCGUCGAGAUGGCGCUCGUCAGAGUCCUGGUCGAUCUGGACGAGACGUGCAACAAGUUGGAGUAG